Molecule: messenger RNA, 2486 nt
Organism: Platichthys flesus (European flounder)
Lineage: Eukaryota; Metazoa; Chordata; Actinopteri; Pleuronectiformes; Pleuronectidae
Product: chromosome alignment-maintaining phosphoprotein 1-like
Exons: 4
Coding region: 186-1622 (478 amino acids)
Biological process (GO): attachment of mitotic spindle microtubules to kinetochore
Source: RefSeq, a predicted model, not a curated record
GGAAAACACGGAAGCUGAGCAUGCUGCGGCUGCUCCAUGGAUUAUACCCUAGCACGAACCUAACCCGGGUUAAAGUCGAGCUCUACCCGGGUUAAAGUCUUCUCCCGGGUCGGCUUGAGGUCGGUUCUGGUUCAGGAUCUUUUUCCAGAUAAACAGUCUGGUGUGUUUCCUGUUCGGCCGGUGUGAUGUCCGUCAUCAUCCACACGCGAGGCGAGGCGGGGGGGGGCGUCGCUGCUCACCUGCACUGCUCCCACUGCGGCCACUUCUCCAAGAGCCACGCCCAGCAGCUGUCCCACAUGGCGGCGGCCCACCCCAGCUGCCUGGACGAGGAGGUGGUGGGUCGACUGGGAACCAUCCUGAUGUACCAGAGCACCGCCCACCUGUUCCACUGCUCCGUCUGCUUCUUCACCUGCAAGGACUUCACCAAGCUCUACAAGCACAUCAUCUCCAAGCACUGCAUGGACCACAGGGAGGGGGGGGACCAAGGGGAGGAGGAGAAGAAGGUGGGAGAUGGAGAGGAGGAGGAGGAGGAGAAGAUGGGAGAGGAAGGUGAGGAGGAGGAGAAGAAGAUGGGAGAGGAAGGUGAGGAGGAGGAGAAGAAGGUGGGAGAUGGAGGUGAGGAGGAGGAGGAGGAGAAGAUGGGAGAGGAAGGUGAGGAGAAGGAGAAGAAGAUGGGAGAGGAAAGCGAGGAGGAGAAGGAGAAGAAGAUGGGAGAGGAAGGUGAGGAGGAGGAGGAGGAGGAGAAGAUGGGAGAGGAAGGUGAGGAGGAGGAGAAGAAGAUGGGAGAGGAAGGUGAGGAGGAGGAGAAGAUGGGAGAGGAAGGCAAAGAGGAGAAGAAGAAGGGAGAGCAAGGCGAAGAGGAGGCUCUGAGGAGAAGGAGGAGCAGUGAGGAGGAGGUGAAGGAUGAGGAUGCCCCCCCCCGGGAGAUGGACUCAGAGAAACCUGACGGCGAAGGAGAGGAAAACGUUGUGACGUACGACGGCAGCAUCUACCGCUGCCUCAUCUGCGGCUGCAGGAACAAGCUGAAAGUGGUGAGCGUGAACCACGUGAUGAAGAAACACGACAUCCCCAAAGCGUACGCCUCUCAGGCCAUCAGGAGAGACGUGGUCACGCUCAGGCAGACGCUGAGCAGCACGCCGGAGGAGGACGAGGCGGUGGGGAUGACCGGAGAGCUGCUGAACGAGGAGAUGAGGGCCAUGGCCAAGCUGGUGAACUUCACGUCCAACCGCUUCGUGUGCCUCGUCUGCGGCUGGAAGACCAAACUGAAAGGUUUCGUCCUCAGCCACGUGGCGCGCAGCCACGACGUGGAGCGUCCGUACGGCUGUCAGAUCUGCUCCUCCUCCUUCUUCCUGCCGAGUCGCCUGCAGCAGCACGUCAGGACGGCUCACCGGCCCGGACGCUACGCCUGCCCCUUCUGCUGCUUCAGGUCCCACUACCUGGGCGGCUUCCGGAGGCACUGCAGCCGCUGCAACGCCCGGGAGGGGGGGGAGCCGGGCAGGGCGGCAAGAGUGGGGGGGCACCAGGAGCACAAGGAGGGAGAGGAGGACAAGAAAAAGACCAGAGCAGGGAGGAAACGACGGAUGACGAGGAAGGUGAUGGAAGAACAGGAGGAGGAUGAAUGAAGGAGUGAAAUGAACAUUUUUAACUGAAGAACUGAGUGAGUAUGAGACGAACAGCAGGUGGCGCUGAUUCUCCUGUCAGGGGCUGUUUUACUGCUGCAGGAGGUCAAAGGUCAAAUCCCUGGAGCCUGGUCUUUAGGGGAUAGGCCUCACUAGUCCCGCCCCUUCUUCCUGUUGCCCAGUAACAUCAAAGCGGAAGUUGGACAUGAGAAGUUUUUAAUGUUUUGUUUUUAAACUUGUUGUGUUGAAGAGUCACUGAAGAUUCAGACGUGCAACGGAUCCUGAGAUAGGCUGGAGGGGUUACCUGUAAGAACCCUUCCUAUUGGCCGGUGAGUCUUCAAUUGAUCCACUGAACUGUGACGUCCUCAUUGGUCGACACGUGUUUCCCUCUCUACUGGAGCCAAUCUCCUGUUGAGUCACAUUUAGCUUUUAACAAUUACACACUAUUUACUCCUUGAAUAAGGAUUUUACACAACAUUUUAAAUGUUCAUAAAACCAUGAAACAACCUUUAGUUUUUAUUUGUUGUAAAGUUGUUUUUGUCGGUUAGUCACAGAACAGCUCGUUUCCUGAGAUGAGUCAUCGAUCAAAGAUCAAUUUAUUACUGAUAGACACUUCAGAUCAAAGCUGCAUCUUCCACCUGAAACCGUUUAAUCGAUCACAAACUGGACGACAAAACACACAAACCACACAACACGCUCUUAAUGUGUUGGUCUACGUUCUGUGUUUUCUGAAGAUUUGAAUAAAAACGACUUGAAGUGUGUUGACUUUGACUAAAGAUAAAAGUCUGUUUUUAAUAAUCUGUAUAUUUACUUUUAUAUUGUUAAAUGUCAGUUUUUAUUGCGAAGGGGAAUAAAGGCAGGAAACAG